Molecule: messenger RNA, 503 nt
Organism: Polistes dominula (European paper wasp)
Lineage: Eukaryota; Metazoa; Arthropoda; Insecta; Hymenoptera; Vespidae
Cellular component (GO): respiratory chain complex IV; mitochondrion
Source: RefSeq, a predicted model, not a curated record
AUGGUAUUGGAAAGUAAUGAGAAAGAUUUCAAUAAAUUCUUAUUAUCAUUUAUAAACAAUGAAGAAAAAGAUCAUGUUUCAUCUACCAAUUCAUCUAAUGAAAAGAAAACUUCUUCUAAGAAAAUAACGAUCGAGGUUGACGAAGAUGAUCCGUGUUUGCAAGAUAAAAGAAAAACUCAAAAGAAAAAAUUUUAUUCUACUCCCGGAUUAGAUCCAAGAUUUCAACAACAAAAUCAAACAUUACGAUGUUACGUCAUGUAUACGGAUUUUUAUCGAUGCGAACAUAUUCUUGGAGAAGGACAUGACGCAUGUACAUGGUUUAAACAAGUCUUUCGUUCAAUUUGUCCAAACGAUUGGAUUCGUAAUUGGGAUGAGCUUCGUAUUAAUGGAAAAUUACCUUGGCACAAAUAUUAUAGUCAGGGAGAAUUUCCCGGUGACAAAUAUGGCGUUUAAUUAUUAUUAUUAUUAUCCGUAUCUCUCUUCUAAUCUUUUGAUUUUAUACU